AUGAACCACAAAAAGGACACUGAAGAUAGUAAACUAUUGAUGAAGAAAUUGAACAAAGAACCAGCAAGGAAGAAGAGAAAAGAACAGAAAAAGAACGAAGUGACAGAACUCAGCAAGAUGGGCAGACUGAGACCAGAAUGGGCAGGGUUGUCAGUGAGGUAUUCGCAACCAUGUUCACUUCUUGCUUCUGUCAAACUCAUCCAUAGUGUAGAACUCCAGCAGAAAUCCUUGAAUAAAGAUCAAUGUCCUGGAGAGAAGCCAGAGGAGCUGGAGUCAGGAGCCAUCUAUCACUGUCACAACAACUCCAAGGCCACAGAGAACAGAGCAAACGAGCAAGUCUAUGCCAAGUGGAAACUCUGUGCUGCUUCGGGAAUAUGCUUCGUUUUCAUGAUUACAGAGGUCGUGGGUGGGCACGUUGCUGGGAGUCUUGCUGUCAUCACAGACGCUGCCCAUCUCUUAAUUGACCUGACCAGUUUCCUGCUCAGUCUCUUCUCCUUGUGGUUGUCAUCGAAGCCCCCUUCGAAGCAGCUGACAUUUGGAUGGCACCGGGCAGAGAUCCUUGGUGCCCUGCUGUCCAUCUUGUGCGUCUGGGUGCUGACUGGGGUGCUGGUGUACCUGGCAUGUGAACGCCUGCUCUACCCUGAUUACCAGAUCCAGGCGACUGUGAUGAUCAUUGUUUCAGGCUGUGCUGUGGCAGCUAACAUUAUGCUAAGUGUGAUUCUGCACCAAAGACACUCCAACCACAAUCACAAAGACAUGCAAGCUAAUGCCAGUGUCAGAGCGGCUUUUGUGCACGCCCUUGGAGAUCUAUUGCAGAGCAUCAGUGUGUUAACCAGCGCACUUAUUAUCUACUUUAAGCCAGACUAUAAAAUGGCUGACCCAAUCUGCACAUUUGUCUUUUCCAUCCUGGUUCUGGCCAGCACCAUCACUGUCUUAAAGGACUUUUCCAUCUUACUCAUGGAAGGUGUGCCAAAGAACCUGAAUUACAAUGAUGUGAAAGAGCGCAUCUUAGCAGUGGAUGGAGUGGUGUCUGUGCACAGCUUGCACAUCUGGUCUCUAGCAAUGAACCAAGUGAUUCUCUCAGCUCAUGUUGCUGCAGUAGCCAGCCGUGACAGCCAGGUUGUUCGGAGAGAGAUUGUUAAAGUCCUCAGCAAUAGCUUUGCUCUGCACUCACUCACCAUUCAGAUGGAAUCUCCAGCUGACCAGGACCCCGACUGCUUUUUCUGUGAAGACCCCCGGGACUAGUUCAGUCACAACAUCGACUUCUCGCAUUUGACGGGCCACUAUAUGCUGCUCUGUGGUUUCCAGCACACAAGAAAUAAAGAACCAAAGGAAGAAGUUUGAGAAAUUCAUGACACUGUACAGUGCACCUUUUAUCCUUCUUUAUUUAGCUCCAUCCACCAUAGAUGAAAAUCCAUUUAGAUUCAUCAGCCAAUUGGAUUAGCAACUCAUCAGUAGCUGUGUUCAAUUACAGGAAUGUGUGUAUAGACUGUUCCUGACUGGGGCUGAAGUAACAGCUGUUUGUAGCCAGAGGCAAUAAAAAGUUCAUCUCCCUUCAAUAAUGUAUCCUGAGGAUGAGUGGGUAAAAUUGAACUCAGGAAAGUCUUAUUAGAGUCGGCACCUAGGAAUUCUCCCAAAACAUGAGAAGCAAAAGAAGAACAGCCAAGCCAGGUUAAAAGAGAUUCUGGAGACCUAACACCCACUAUAACUUGACUCUCUCCCCAUGUUAUAAUAUGAUUUUGAGCACUAUCUUUUUGCUCCAUAUCCACAUCACUAUUCACCAAAUGGGGUACAAAUAUCCUCUUUCCCUCUUGCUUACAAAUUAUGUUUUAAUAUGCUGAAACCAUUGAAUGAUAUUUUAUUUGUCUGUA
Messenger RNA from Leptonychotes weddellii (Weddell seal), 1871 nucleotides. It is a transcript of the gene SLC30A8, whose product is annotated as solute carrier family 30 member 8. Gene Ontology annotation, molecular function: zinc ion transmembrane transporter activity. Gene Ontology annotation, biological process: insulin secretion; response to glucose; response to zinc ion. The record is from RefSeq and is a predicted model, not a curated record. Gene Ontology annotation, cellular component: plasma membrane. NCBI's taxonomy places the organism in Eukaryota, Metazoa, Chordata, Mammalia, Carnivora, Phocidae.